GGGGGUAUGAGACCUUCUACUCGCAAUAUCCUGAGUGCUGUGUGGAUGUGAAGCCUGUUCCACAGGAGAAGAUUGAAAGUGAGAGAGGCAUCCUCAGCCAGUGUGGAAAGCCGGUUCUUAGUGUCACCUGCAGACCAGCUUACGACCAGGGUGGCCCAGUUGAAAUCCUUCCCUUCCUCUACCUUGGAAGUGCCUACCAUGCAUCCAAGUGCGAGUUCCUCGCCAACCUGCACAUCACAGCCCUGCUGAAUGUUUCUCGCCGGACCUCUGAGGCUUGUGCCACCCACCUACACUACAAGUGGAUCCCCGUGGAGGACAGCCACACAGCUGACAUUAGCUCCCACUUUCAAGAAGCAAUUGAUUUUAUUGACUGCGUCAGGGAAGGAGGAGGCAAGGUCCUAGUCCACUGUGAGGCUGGGGUCUCGAGGUCACCCACCAUCUGCAUGGCGUACCUCAUGAAGACCAAGCAGUUCCGCCUGAAGGAGGCCUUCGACUACGUCAAGCAGAGGAGGAGCGUGAUCUCUCCCAACUUUGGCUUUAUGGGACAGCUUCUUCAGUAUGAGUCUGAGAUCCUACCUUCCACACCCACCCCCCAGCCUCCCUCCUGCCAAGGGGAGGCAGCCAGCCCCACGUUUACAGACCAUUUACAGACACUGAGCCCUGACACGCAGGCUCCCUACUGCACGUUCACUACCUCAGUGCUGGCGCCAGUGCCCACCCGCCCCACAGUCGCAGAGUUCCACAGGAGCCCUGUGGCCACAGCCACGUCCUGCUGAGGCUGGGAUUGGCUACCAGUGAAUCCCCAAGAGCAACUGUGAUUUUUGUUAUUUUUAAACUUGUGGACAUUUCAGACCUGUGCAAUACUGAAGACCUCUCUCUGUCCCGCUGCCCCAGUGAGGUGGUGACGGUCACCAGGCUCGCAGGCGCACUUGAGACUGACCCCGAGGAUGGCUUCUCGGGACUGUAGGAAGGCCAAGCCAUGACCAGCACAGCAGUGCUGACUACUGUACUUUAGAGCCCCAUCCUCUCAGGGGCGCCUAGUCUUUGCUCCUCAGAAGCUCGCCUUGUCACUUCACGCUUAAAGGCAAUAAACACCCACAAAAGUGGGAGCGAGCCCAGGAGAGAAGGCUGUAACGAAGCCAAUUCAUUUCGAAGGAAGCACAAUUUUUACUCUGUCUUUUUUGAACUUUGGCAAACUUUGUCUCUGUCACUUCAGGGAAUAAGGUGGUCACCACCCAGUCAGAGAAGUUAACUCUGCUAGAUUUGUCCAGACAGAAGUUCCUGCCAAUCUGAACCCAGAAGUGUUUUUUGAGAUUAUCUUGGGUCCCAUGCAAGGUGUUGGCUGAAGAAGAUGCUGAACUGUCAGGGUUGGUUUCUCACCUAGAGUUCUUCUGUGACCUUGGACUCCCGGCAUGGUUUUUACACGUACUUGAACCUGCCCAGCCUAUCUUUUUAAGCAACUUUGGUGUCAUUCAAAAAGUGUUUUCGGACCCUAGACCAAAAGUCACCACUUUGAGGAGGUGGCAGUGGGCACCCAGAGGAAGGAGGCGUGCACUGUGACCUGGGUCAGUGGCAGUUUCAGUACUCACUCAGCUUAGUGUCCUUCUGUGUGUGUGUGUGUGUGUGUGUGCUGUCCAUUGUGACACUGUUUCCCUCCCUGCCCCUGGAGGGUUGUCUUCAAGCUACUGAUGCUGGGGUCUGCAUCCUCUGCAACGUGGUACUACUUAGGUUCUUUGAUAGGUUGUUUCUCCAGGGGAAAGGCAAUAAGUCCCCCAAACCCAUGUGAAUGUGAAGAAAAGUGGUAUGUUGCUGGUUGUUGUUUUUUACAUAGUGUAAAAUAAAAAUAACAUAAAAUAAAAAUGCUUGUUCUUGUUAGUGGUGGCUCAGACUAGGAAGAAAUACUUUUGGGUGGGGACUUAAGCCUGCCUUACUGUUUUGUGUGUGUAUUUACUUAUAAAUUUUUGCUUCCUAUGUUUGGCUGCUUUGCCUGUGCACACCACAUACACACACACAGAGGCCAGAAGAGGACAUCACAUUCCCUGGAAAUGGAGUUACAGAUAGUUGUGGCCUGCCUUGUGUGGUGAUGGAGCUCAAGCACGGGAGCAGCAGCCAGGGUGCUUCUAAUUGUUGAGCAUCUCUCUAGCUCCAUUUUAUUUCCAAAUGAACGGUGGGUGGGCCUGGUAGAUAAUUUGCUCUUGAGUCUGUGAUUUUAACAAGGACAGAAUGUUGCUAGAAAAGUCCUGCAAGUAGCCAGACCAGACCUCCGCCUUGGCUCUCGCCUUAACAGCCUGGUAUGACUUUUGGUUCCUCAUCCCUGAAGUGGACAGAAAGGAGGUAGAUGCUCUGCAAAGUUCCUGGAAAUUUCCUUCUAGAAAAUCCAAAUGCCAGGCUGUUCCAGCCUCCCUCUGCCCUGACUGGCUACAGAUAAUUGAGGGACAAAGGUUCCCUGCCUGAAUGGCUGCCCCGCUCCUUUUACCCUUGUAAUGGAUUCUUCCAGAUAACUGGCUCCGGAGUUCCUAGGUGAGUGGGUUUCAAUCCAAGUGAAGCUCAACUUGCCUUCUGAGUAAUUUCCUGUGCGUCAGUGAAGGAAGGAAGAGGUAGGAUCAACUGCUUGAUUGGCACAGACUAAGUUCCAGACCACAAGGGCCAUGGUCCCUAACCCGUGGCAACAGGAAAACGACUGGGUGUUAAGCCCUCCCACUCAGCCGAUGCUUCCAGCAAACCUCUCUCUCCAGAAGGGCCCAAAGAGAUCUCUAGCUACCGGGUGUGCACUUUGCUGGCUGAGUGGCCCAGUUUUCUCAAAACAAACACCCUAAGGCUGCAUGGGACCUCGUUUGUUCCCUUCCUUUCCUUUCCCCAAACCAAGCUCCAUGGGCUCCUCGGGAAGCCCACAGAUGGGAAUGCUGCACAGACCAAGAAGACCUGGUCUCUUUCACUCAGCCCCUUAUCACAUCCAAGUAAGUCUUCCUCUGUGUAGAGCAAUGGACAAGGAGGAAGAUAUCCUCACCUCCCCCUAACUCGUGCUUCCAAGCUAAUCUGCAGACAGACUUUGGGGCUUGGCUUGCCUGGUUCAUGACACCCUCCAAGUCCCAUAUCCCUUAAGCCUCAACUUAGGCCUGGGGUGUUAUCUGGAAACUUACUGUGCAGGUUUGCCCAGGUGCCGAGUGGCUGGAGGACCUUGUAGGGAGAGCUGGGGAGUGGGAAGCCAGCUGCAGGCUGAACUACUGUGCCCAGCCACAUCCCACUCGAUGUCAUUUGCUUUAUUGCAUUAAAGUCUGUCUCUAAAGGGUGA
Cricetulus griseus (Chinese hamster) is the source of this 3292-nucleotide messenger RNA. NCBI's taxonomy places the organism in Eukaryota, Metazoa, Chordata, Mammalia, Rodentia, Cricetidae. The record is from RefSeq and is a predicted model, not a curated record.